This is a messenger RNA of Schizosaccharomyces octosporus yFS286, 2626 nucleotides long. Its product is annotated as SUMO protein. Lineage: Eukaryota; Fungi; Ascomycota; Schizosaccharomycetes; Schizosaccharomycetales; Schizosaccharomycetaceae. Gene Ontology annotation, molecular function: ubiquitin-like protein ligase binding; protein tag activity. Gene Ontology annotation, biological process: protein sumoylation. The record is from RefSeq and is a predicted model, not a curated record. Gene Ontology annotation, cellular component: septin ring; nucleus. The transcript has 3 exons. The coding region runs from base 79 to 420 and encodes 113 amino acids.
UGUAGACACCGUAAAAACCUUUGUCUAAUAUAUACCCUCGUCGUUCCUUUUCACGCCAAAAAGCAAAGGGUUUACAAGAUGUCUGAUUCACCAUCUUCGAAUGUUUCUGGUAUUGAUAAUGGAGCAAUAACUCCCACUGGCGGUGAGCCUUCUCAACAAGAUGUGAAACCAUCGACCGAACACAUUAAUCUCAAAGUUGUAGGACAGGAUAACAAUGAGGUGUUUUUUAAAAUUAAGAAAACCACAGAGUUUAGCAAACUUAUGAAGAUUUACUGUGCUCGUCAGGGUAAAACCAUGAACAGUUUGCGUUUCUUGGUAGAUGGUGAGCGGAUUCGACCUGAUCAAACUCCGGCAGAGCUCGAUAUGGAAGACGGUGACCAAAUUGAAGCUGUUCUUGAACAACUUGGUGGCAGUAACUAAAUCAAGACUUCGCAACGGCACUUAUCAUAAUAGGGCUUGGUCAUAACAAAAAUUAAGUUUCUUGGAUGAAACGGUCCUACCUCUUUAGAUACUAUGGUGCAUGAAUCUGGGUUUCGUAAGGUCAUAUAUGAUGCACCCAUGCUCCAAGGAAGCAUAUGUUUAAUAAGAUGAUGAUUAUAGAUUAUUUAUAUUUUCUUUGGAUUAACAUAGUAUGAACUGUGUUUGCAAAUGAAUAAUUACGAUAUCUAUUUGCGAAUACAUGCAUUGGUUUAAUUUCUGGCUAAGAGAUCGAUUUGACUUUGGUAAAGCUGGCGCAUCUCUUUUAUAUCUAACUCGAGUUCAUAGACGCGGUCGGUUCGUCGCCGUAAGAUAGCUUGGGCUUCCGUGAGUUCCUUUCGAAGACUGUCGUAUUGCUCACGUAGCUCAGUAAGUUCACGUUCUGAGGUAUCUUUCGUUUCUUUCUCCACAUACGAAUUCACUAUUUCCUGACGCGCCUGAUCACGUUGAUUUAUAAGUUGUACAACUUGUUGUUUUGUAGUCUGUAAUUCCGCCUCUAAGCGGCGAAUCGUAGACGAUAGUUGUUCUAAGAGACUCAUAUCUGGACCAGUAUUACCGACUGGUUUUUCAGUAGUACUUGGUGUGUAUGAAAGAGAAGAUAAAGCAUCAAAAUCAUGUGAAGCUGAUUUUGGAGACAUGACCAUGCUAUUCAUCGAAGUGAACCUUGAUGACGACUGUCUACCCAUUCUCUUCCCUUCUGACGCCGUCCGUGGUAGUCGAGGUGCUUUUUGCUCUGUGGGUGAAAUCGCAAGCGUAUUCAAGUAAUUUUCCAAAACCUCUUGCUUUGUCACUUCCGUAUCUCGAGUUAAGUCGUCUUCUGAGAACACUCCGUUCUCUUCACUGUAGAUAUCGCCCUUCAGCUUUAAAGGCGGUGGUCGAUUUCGAUUUGAACUUGAGGAACUAGUACGCAUAUCGAAAUGAGAAUCGAUAUCCUGCUUAUCCUUGUCUAGGACAUUCAUAUUACCUGCCAAAUUGGGUUUGGACGCAUUCGUAGGGGUAUGUUCAUUAUCGUCAUUAUUAGGAUAGUACUCAACAUCUUCACCGUCAUUCUUUUUAGCAAGGGUAUCAACUGAAUUCGGAAAUAUCUCAGUAGGUGCCGCAACCGUGCUGGAUUCUAUGGUCUGUUGCAACAUUUGAGUUUUUGUUUGAUAUUCUUGUUGAAGAUCAGUAAAGGACUUUGAUAAUUUCUCAAUUUCAUCAUUUUUGGAUUCUAACUGUUUUUUGAAUGCUUCUUCUCUUUGCAUGAACCCAAAAAGCUUUUCAUUAACAGCGCUGGAAUCUUUCUGAGCCAAUUGGUUAUUUUCAGCGAGUUUAUGGCAUUGUCCACUUAAAUAUUCUAUUUCAGCUUUAAGUUUCUCUUCGGAACGAAGCCAUUGGCUUUUUUGUAUAGACUGUUGAGUCGAUAACGUCUCAACUUGACGAGUAAGACGAACAACUUCCAUACUAUCGACUGUAACUUCUUCAACCUUUCUCUUUAAUAAUUCAUUUUCUUUUUCCAAAAGAGCAAUUCGAUUCUCAUAAUCUUUCCUUACGGAAUCCAGUCGUUCUUGAACAUCAACCUUCGACUCAUCAGUUGUAUUGGGCGCGUCUUCUGACUUUCCAACUUCUUGUCUCUUCAAUUUGGAUUCCGUUUCAAUUAAAUUCUUUCUUAAAUUUUUAAUUGUAUUAUUCAACUGUAAUUCAUGUUUGGAUAAAGCCUGUCCUUCUUCAACCAACUUUCGAAUAACAUCAUCCUUUGACUUCGGUGCAUCAGGACUUCCUCCUUCAUGAUUUGGUACUUCUAAGACUUUGUCAAGGCUGGAUUCGACAUUUGUUAAUGUCUUUUUGAAAAAAUCUCCCCAUCUCGAGCCUUCCAUGAUGGGAUAUAGUCUUGGGAGACCUCAAUUGGGCUUUAGGAAAAAGAAUGGAAGGUUCCUGAUCCACGACGAGAUUUUGUCGGAAAUGUACACUCAGCGUAAAUACAUUUUAAACAAAAAAAUUUUAAAUCUAAAAAAAAUAUUAUUGUUCACUAACUUCAAGCGUUUCUUGCAUUGACUAACUAUAAAUAUAAAUAGCUCUAUAGUGAAUUAGAAAUCUUGCAAAAGCCAAUAUAAGAAAUGUUCUAUAGUAUUAAAUAUUUAAUUAAUUAAUAAGAUGAUACUCAUCUACA